AUGCCGUCUCGAUCUGAACGUCAAUUGCCUAUCCCCCCGGUCUCGAGUUCUGGCACCGCCGCCAUCCCUCUCCGCCCUUCACAACACACUGGAUUGGAAAGUAGCACACGCCGCCCAGUUCGGCCUCGAGAUGCUCCAAAUAUGGCCCCGAUAAGUGGCAGCGCGCCGAAGAGCUCAUAUCACCCAGGACACACACGCUCCAUCAGUAAUCCGUUCGCGGGAUUUGGUCGAAAGCGAGACAAGGCUCCCCUCAAGCCGGAGACAUGGGACUCGGACGAUGAUGACGAUGACGACGACCUGAACCUUCCCCAAGAACCCCAGGCGACGAGUCCGCGGAAAGGUGGUAAUCGUGCGGGAUCUGCAAAUGAUCUCGCCGAGGGAAAAUGCCAAACUUGCGAUGCUACUAUUCGGUGGCCUCGACAUCUGAAUGUGUUCAGGUGCACCGACUGCCUGAUGGUAACAGACAUGGGACCAGAAGCAUCGGAAUCAAAAGACUUGGAUGGUCAUAGCCGGAGAACCCCUCAAGGAUCUCAACGUGAACCGUCCAAGUUAGCUAGUAAAGUGCUUCCAUUGUCUGCCAACCAGACCCGGGGUAUGGUUGGUGGUUGUCUCAACAUGUAUUUCGAUUCUCUUUUGGACAAUGGCUCUCGGUCAUGGGUGUCGCUGGACGACGAAAAAUAUGAAAAGCCGCUGCCAGAUCUACCGCCAUUGCAACCUCAUGAAUCCGGACCCAACCACUUGGCCAUCCCAUCCGGUGGGAGUCAUCAAAACCGCAGCACUUCUCAAUCUAGUGGACGAGAGCAAGACAUGUCCCCAAAGGACAACAUAGCUUGUUCGGCACCACAGGCUAUUCGGUGGGAGGGCGAUGGGCCACAUGCCAGAGCUCGUGCCAAUUCUGACUUCAACUCUCCAACAAAACCUGAUCCUCGGCCACAGGCAAGCACACAAACCGAGAAAUUGUCACCACCUAACCGUGCUACUCGACAAUAUAUCUUCGAAGGGCUGGAAAACAGUAUUAUCAAUGCUUUCAAGGGCUGUGACUGCCUCAAUGAAUCUUUCACUACACAUCCGCCUCCCCGAUCAGCCCGAUCAGCCAGCAGUGGUAACCCUCCGAGAAUGAGGAUGGAAUCAAUCACAAUGCCCGAGCCGGCAGCAGAUGCGCCUGUCUUCGAACCCGAUGCCAAAACUUUGCUUUUAGGUGAUUUGUCAGAGAACUCGGCUUGGUGGAUGAAUGAAUGGGCAGAGGCUGAAGGUCAGAACCCAUCUUACACAAAGGAGAAAACUAGCCCUUCGAAGUCUCGAAUGGUAUCAUCGCGAAGUCCUCGAAUCAACUGGGCAGAGGUAAGCCAAUGGUAUCACUCGGUAUUGUCUGCAGGAAGCUCCUGGUCAGACCAAUGGACAGCCAAAAAGCCCGAUCCAACACGCUCAGAGGCGGAUUUGAUUAGAGCCAAAAGAUGGGCGGCUAUUGAUCCGACCAUUAUCGGGAAAAAAGUCACCGAAUCUCGUUCCCACUUGCAGCGAACACUCUUGAAAGCCACUGAGAACCUUCUCAAGCGCCCGCGGCGUGUGUUGAAGCGGCCGGAGGAUACAAGGUUUCUGUUUAUCUUGUUGGCGAACCCCAUCUUAUCUUCACCUACAUCCUACCCACAGCACCCAAUGCCCUCGACGUCACACCGGGAGGAAAGGCGUCCAUCACACCCAAAAGACAGCCUCAAGCCGCCAACUCGAGAUGUUAAAACCUCGCACAAAGAGCCACCUAAGGCUCCUGCUCGCCAAGAGAGCCCCAAUCACCACUAUGGGCUCAUCAAACGAAUCUUAGGACUCAUGUCCAACUUGCCAAAUGACUGUCACCACUACCUUGUGUCCUGGGCCUCACGGUUCUCCGUGCGACAUUUAGAACGAUUGGUGGAAUUAGUUGGCGGGUUUCUUGCAUAUCGUUUGAGCCGCCAGCAUGGGCGAAAACGCCCGGAGAAGCCCCAGAGUGGAGAUGAUUUAAUCCCAAGCUUUGCCAGUGCCUCGGGAAAUACACCGGCCGAGCUCCAUGCUGCUCUCAAUCGAAGAAGUCCGGGCAAAAAGCCCGCCAAAACGACAGAAGCCCCCAUCAUCUACACGGAAGACUGGCAAAUUAGAGCGGCAGCCAGAGUCAUGUCUCUGCUCUUCACGGCGAAUACAUCCUCUGCAACAAAGAAGUCUGAUGGGUCUCCGCGCAGCCUUGAAUCGCCUAAGAACCCAGGGCCUUGCCAAGGCCACAUGGUUCCUAUCAGUACAUUCUACAGCACGUUGCUUGACUACUCGGACCUCGUGGCCGAUUUUGAGACUUGGGAGUCAAAGAGCUCCAAGUUCUCGUUCUGCCAGUAUCCAUUCUUGCUCAGCAUUUGGUCCAAAAUCCAUAUCAUGGAACAUGACGCACGUCGUCAGAUGGAAGCAAAGGCACGAGACGCUUUCUUCGAUAGUGUCCUUGGACACAGAGCCGUCAGCCAAUAUCUUGUGUUGAAGGUACGGCGUGAAUGUCUGGUUGAUGACAGCUUGAAGGGGGUUAGUGCGGUUGUUGGUACCGGGCAAGAGGAGAUUAAAAAGGGACUUAGGAUUGAGUUCUUAGGCGAAGAAGGCAUUGAUGCCGGUGGAUUGCGAAAGGAGUGGUUCCUUUUGCUUGUCCGGGAAGUUUUUGACCCCCAUCACGGUCUAUUCGUCUACGAUGAUGACUCACAAUACUGUUACUUCAACCCAUAUUGUUUCGAGUCGUCCGAGCAAUUCUUCCUGGUUGGAGUUCUUUUGGGACUUGCCAUCUAUAACUCCACUAUUCUCGAUAUUGACCUUCCACCAUUUGCGUUCAAAAAACUGUUGGCAUCGGCGCCCUAUAGUGGUGGUAUCCAAACUACUCCACGUUCAAGCUUCAAAUGCACAUUGGAAGAUCUGGCCGAAUACCGACCAGUCCUCGCAAAGGGACUCCGGGGUUUGUUGGAAUUUGAAGGGGACGUUGCAGAUACCUUUUGCUACGACUUUGUCGCCCAGGUCGACCGCUACGGCGAAGUCGUCAAUGUGCCUCUCUGCCCCAAUGGCGAAAAUCGUCCAGUGACCAAUUCCAAUCGUCGCGAGUUUGCUGACAUGUACGUCGGUUAUCUUCUCGACACAGCCGUGGCUCGACAAUUCGAACCCUUCAAAAGAGGCUUCUUUACAGUGUGUGGUGGCAACGCACUGUCUCUUUUCCGACCAGAAGAGAUUGAACUUCUGAUCCGUGGCUCAGACGAGCCACUCGAUGUAAACUCUCUCCGGGCCGUGGCCACCUACGACAACUGGUCCCAUCCACGACCAGAUUCUGUUCCUGUGGUGCGGUGGUUCUGGGAGUUCUUUGAAAAUUCGCUGCCCCAUGCGCAGCGCAAGAUCCUGUCCUUCAUCACGGGCAGUGAUCGAAUCCCAGCAAUGGGCGCUACAAGCCUUAAUAUCCGGCUUGCCUGUCUUGGCGAUGAAACUAGUCGCUACCCAAUUGCGCGCACGUGUUUCAACACGCUGGGUCUGUACCGUUAUUCCUCUCGUGAAAAAUUCCAGCAAAUGCUCUGGGAUGCUGUCGUCAACAGUGAAGGAUUUGGUCUGAAGUGA
Molecule: messenger RNA, 3597 nt
Organism: Penicillium salamii
Lineage: Eukaryota; Fungi; Ascomycota; Eurotiomycetes; Eurotiales; Aspergillaceae
Source: the annotation of a GenBank genome assembly